AGUUAGCAAAUGUCAACUCAUACUCUUUUGUGCGUCGUUCAUAAGAAAACAUGUACUAUCAUAGCUUUUGACGGAGUAGAUAAAUAAGUGGCAGUCAGUAUCAAGAAUAUUUAUUACAGUUUGAUGUUGGUGAUUUAACUAGACAGACUGGAAAUGGACUGUGAGGAAUUCUCUCUCCCAGAUAUUGACAUGGAGCAACCAGUACUAGAUGAGUUUCCUGAUUCUGCCAGUAAAUGUGUAGAAGUAUGGACAGAAAAGCUUGAAAAGGGCAUAUUGUCCUGUGCUCACUUUAAAGAACACUGGCGUAUAUACGUGCCGAGGAUAUAUAGUCCAGAUCCUAAGGGAAAUUGUUUGGACUUCAACUACGAUGAAGCAAAGGCCCAAGAAAUUUUAUUUCAGCCUCUAGAAAGAUUCAUCUGCAAUGGGGACCCUCAAGAAGUUUUUAGUGCACUAACACAGACAGCAAAUCGAUCAACUGUAUGUGGUAGAGUCUUCAAAAUAGGUGAGCCAACAUACAGCUGCAGAGAGUGUGGUAUGGACUCAACAUGUGUUCUCUGUGUUGACUGCUUUAAACAGUCAGCUCAUCGUAACCACAAGUAUAAGAUGGGAACCUCUGGUGGUGGUGGAUGCUGUGACUGUGGAGAUACGGAAGCCUGGAAAAGUGAACCUUUCUGUGAUAUACAUGCUGCCGGUUCUCAAGCAGGGCAAGAACCUGUAAAGUGCUUACCAGAGGAUAUGGCAGAAAGAGUACGUGCAACUUUCAGUGCUGUUCUCAAGUAUGCAUAUCAGUUGUUGACUGUGGAACAUCUGAGAGUGCCUUCAGAUCUGAGCAUUAAGGAAUCAGAAGAAGGAACAUUAGGUCUCUUUGAUACUGACACUCACUGCACUGUUCUCUAUAAUGAUGAGACUCACACCUUCGAACAAGUGAUUACUACUUUGUCGAGAGUUAUCAAAUGUUCACAGAAAGAUGCUAUAGAUUAUGUGACGAAUAUAGACAGAGAAGGUCGUGCUGUUGUGAAGUGUUCCACUUUUCCACAUUGUAAAGAACUGAAAGCAGAAAUUGAGCGUUUUACUGCACGCCACGGAAACAGACCUUUGAAAGUACUUGUUGUGCAUGCUCAUGUAAUUGCCCAUCAAGUAUUUGCAAUGGAGCUUUUAGAGUGGUUACAAAAAAUUCUUGGCUAUGGGGAAGGCUUCCGUGUGGUUUUCAGUGAGGUAGCACUAGAGCUUGACCAUCAGGAAUCUUCAAUAAUAGAGGGCAUUUUGGUCAGAGAUUCCCAUUUGUGGAAAUCUGCACGCACUCACUGGCACCGUCUUAUUAUUUCUGGACUCCUGAUGGAAUAUGAGAGCAAAAAGGCAUUUGCUAAACUCUUCACAAAGACAUACAACGUUGUCCUCAAAGACUUCAUGCGAGAUGAUCACGAUCAUGCAUUUUCUAUUGCCUCUAUGUCAGUGCAGGUCUUUACAGUCCCUACAUUGGCUCAUUAUCUCAUAGCAGAGGAAGAUGUUCUGUAUAUCCUGUUGAAUGCUUUUAUAUCGGAAUGCAACCGUAAAUGCAAUAAAGCAGGGAAACUAGAAUUUGAAAGAAAUUCAUCAAAUGGUACUUUCAAACGUUGCCAGUUCAUACUUUAUGACUUGCGUUAUCUCCUGAGUGCAAAGCCGACUGUAUGGACAGAUGAGCUACGUAAGGGAUUCCUUCAUGGUGUUACGUACUUACUUAAUCUGUUAUCAAUGAUGCAAGGAAUGGACCAGAUAACCAGGCAAGUUGGACAGCAUAUGGAGUAUGAACCUGAAUGGGAAUCAGCUUUCAAUCUUCACAUUAAACUUGCACAUGUAAUAACAUUGGCUCUGGAAUGGUGUGGUACAGACAGAACAGUUCUGAUAAAAGCCUACAGAGCUACUCUAAAAAAAUUGCACGAUCCCUCUCAAGUUGGAGAGGUGCGGGAGUUGGCUGAUCACAGUGCACCGUGUUUAAUUUAUGAUGUAUCUCAGCAGCCAGUCUCUAUACAUCUACCAUUAUCUCGUUUUUUAGCUGGCUUACAUCUUCAUUUGGAGAAAUUUGGUUUAGAAUUUAGAAGUAAUGAAUUCAAGAAUAUACCUAAACCAACUCCAGAACUAAUUAUUGAACCAGUACUAAGAACACAGGUAAUGAUUUCUCAAGUGCAUGCUGGAAUGUGGCGUCGCAAUGGUUACUCUCUUUUGAAUCAGCUUUAUUUUUACCACAAUGUCAAGUGCCGAUCGGAGAUGUUAGACAGGGAUAUCAUAUUGUUGCAGGUGGGAGCAUCAUUGAUUGAAAGCAAUGAAUUCCUCAUACAUUUGCUCAAUAAAUUCAAUCUCUUAAACUGGGCAAAUCCUCAGUUUGAAACAAAUAUCCUCAGAAACCCAGAGGAGGAUAGUAUGAGGCAGACAAUAAAUUUAGUUGAAGAGUUCCUUGGUCUUCUUAUAACAAUUGUUAGUGAAAGGUACACACCUGGUGUUGGUAAAGUUACAGAAGAUGACAAAAUAAAAAAAGAAAUAAUCCAACAGCUGUGUAUAAAACCACUGCCACAUUCUGAGCUAAACAAAACUCUCCCUGAGGAUGUCAACCAUGAAACUGGGAUGGAACGGGUAAUUGAUCAAGUUGCAGUGUUUAAAAAGCCUGCACAGGGAACAGGGAAAGGCGUGUAUGAACUGAAACCUGAAUAUUAUGAUCAAUAUGAUGUUUUCUUUUACCACUAUACAAGAGAAGAAUUGUCAAAGUCAGAAGAAGCCCAGAGGAAGAGGAGGAAAGCUCUUGGGGAGUUGGAAUGCUGUCCUCCUCCUGUUCUUCCACCACUCAGUGAAGCUUUUAUGAUGAUGGCAAAUCUGUUGCAAUGUGAUGUAAUGCUGCACAUUAUGAAAACUGUGUUGGAACGUAGCAUUAAUCUUAGAGCAAGAAGUUUUUCAGAAGCUCAGCUCCACAAGGUGCUUCACCUCAUAGGUUACGCUUUGCACGAAGAAGAACAGAAGCAUUACCAAUAUAUGGUAUUUGUUGAACGUGCAGAGAAGUGGGGCCUUGAAAACCUAAUUGAAGAGUUGUGUGGUAGUGCAAGAGUUGAGGCGCACAAAGAUUUGCUACAGUGGACACUAGGAAAGUAUAGGCAAGUCGCUGCAGCUCGCAAACUUGGCCACGUACAACCUGCACCUCAACCUCAGCAUCAAGAGGGGGUAGGUCAGGCAGAAGAUUCUGCGAAUGAGGAAAAGGAAUGGAGAGCAAAAAUGGCAGCCCAGAAGAGGGCAAAAAUAAUGGCCCAGAUGACAGCAAUGCAAAAGAACUUUAUGAAGGAAAAUGCCAAGUUAUUUGAAUCAGCUCUUGCAGAGAGCUCUUCACAAAAAGAAAAUGUGGAAAUGUUCAUGGAUGUUUCAGAACAGUCAGAAUGUCAGCCCAUUGCCCUAGGACCAAAACAGACAACACGGGCAACAACGGACCGCACACAUACUUGCAUUUUAUGUCAGGAAGAUCAGACAGUUUCUGCUGGUGGACAAGCACUUGUUGUUUCUGCUUUUGUUCAAAAAUCAACAGUACUCUGUACUCACAGGGGACUGUCUGAAGAAUAUCUGGAAAAAAUGUCUGAGCCUUUAUUUCUCUCAGCUUCUAUUGGGCCAGCUCCAUUUACUGGCACUUGUGGUCACGUAAUGCACAGUAAUUGCUGGGAAAAAUACUUUGAGAAUGUCCUGGCCAAAGAGUCGCGACGACCGUAUCGGCUCCGGCAGCCGGCAAGCUUUGACAUUGAGAAACAGGAAUUUCUGUGCCCACUUUGUGAGUGUCUCAGUAAUACACCGUGCCCACUUGUUCCUCCUGUUGGAUCUCUAAUAUCAAAUUCACAAGCUGCUUUGACAAAUUUAUCAUUUGAAAAAUGGAUCUCAGGUUUGCAUCUUGCUUUGAAAUACAAGAAAAAGAUUAGCAAGACAUUAAGAAGUAUGGAGAAAAAACAAACUGAUUCAGCAAGUGACAGUGGAGGUGGAACUGGUGAAGGCGGAGAGGAAGAAGAGGAGGAUGUACAAGUCAUGGAAUCACUUUACUACACGUGCCCAAUCCACCAGGUUGUUGUUGAACUUGGGGAAGAUGGAGAAGCAUUUGCAUCACUGUUUUCACGUAAUAACUUGAGGACUGAGUUUUCGGAAAAUCUGUCUACAUUCAUAUUACUGUUUGCACAAGCCACUUUCACUAAAAGUCUGGGUUCACACCCUAAGUAUGGUGAUUCAAGGAUUGUUCUGAUGGCAUGGAAAUCUUGUGCAUACACAGUUCAUGCUAUGGAAUGUCUUCUCAGAGAUACUGGCAAGCCAUUGCUUGGUGAUCUAUCAUCAAGACAGCAAGACUGCCUGGAAGGUCUGAUUCGUCUUGUAGCAGUGCUUGGAACGACGUGGAAGUUUCCAGAUAUGAUAAGCAGCCAUGCUUUGAGAUUACUUACAAUAAUUUUAGAAAGCCCACAUGAUGAACCUUGUAUCCUUGACUGGGAUACAUUUGGUGUGCUUUUACCUUUGACAUUGUCGCUAUCCAGUUUGUUUUUAACUGAUGGUGCUGUUCCUAUUCCUACUGGGGGUUUGCAGGAGCUAUAUAUUUUUCGACUUAUGUUGUUGUGUAACAUUGUAAAAGUACUGUUAACCAAUGAUUUUGAAAGCACUGAAAUGAGCAUGGAAGUAGAGGGUGAACCAGACGAAACUGAAAAGCUCAUUGGUUUUAUUAUGGAUGUCAGAAGAGCUGCUGGAAUUGCAUCAGAAACUAAUAUUCAAGUAAAGGCAGUAUGCAGACUUGUGCAGGAAGCAUGUAUACCAUUUCUGCGUUGUUGUGUCCUGUUUUACCACUUCUUGACAGGCGUUCCAGCUCCACAGGUGUUGCUGGAGGUUGGUGGAGACACUUUUGAUAAUAUGUGCACUUAUCUUGGAUUGAACAUUACACUUUCAGAACUGGUAUGUGGAGAUGUGAACAGAGACUUGGCUGUGCGAUGGUGUCAACAUCCGAAGGUGCAGCAGUACCUGUCUGGAGCAUCAAAGUAUCCAUUUGUUAAAGUUCCUCAGCCGGUAAACCAACUCAUUUCUUUGCCUGUUGAUUACAGUGAAUUAAUCAACACUGUUUCACUCUUCAUUUGCCCGAACAGUGACCGUGAAGAUUCUCGUAAUCCAACUAUGUGUCUAGUGUGUGGUGACAUGUUGUGCUCACAGAGUUAUUGCUGUCAAACUGAACUGAAUAAGACAUUAGUUGGCGCAUGCACUUACCAUGCACACGAAUGUGGUGCAGGAGUCGGUAUUUUUCUUCGUGUACGUGAAUGUGAAAUUUUGUUACUGGCCAGUCCCAAUCGAGGAUGUUUCAUGUCCCCACCCUAUUUAGACCAGUAUGGUGAGACAGAUCAGGGAUUGCGAAGAGGUAACCCAUUGACAUUGUGCCCUGAGAGGUACAAAAAAUUACAAUUGUUGUGGCUGAGUCAUGGUAUCUACGAAGAAAUUACUCGACACUUGGAGUCUACAACUAAUAUUGUUACAACACAGUGGCAACAUCUUUAGUCACUUAGAUUAUUGUUGUUUAUGGAGGUCAUUGUUAAACUUCUGUCAAGUAUUAAUAUCUCAUUCACUAUGAAUUUUUCCACACUUCAUAAACUAUAUUGCCAUGCAACCAAAAUUAGCAGAAUGUCAUUUUAAAAAAUACUGUUCUUCUGUUUCAUGAAGUUCUUUUGAUGUUGUUCAUUAUAUGACUGUUUGGAACUGUAAUGUAUUUUUAAUUUGAUUUCCAGGUGUAUAUAAUUUUGUUCUUAAAGAACAAAAAAAUCUUUGGAGGCUGUAAGAAGGAAUUGUACAGAAUAGUAAAUAGUAAUUAAUUUUUUACUUAGAAGUGUCUAGUUAAUGAUUUCAUUUUUUUUGUUUGUUUUUCUGGAUUGUUUUUUGUCUUAAAUUGUUUGUAGUGUCUGCUGUGAUACUCUCUCCAUCAUUAGAAAUGAGUUAUAACUGUUUUACAGUAUUUAUUAAUGCACCUCUUAACAACGAACUCUGCCACAUGAAGAUGCGUGAAUAAUGAGAGACUUGUCAUGGCAGUGUUAAAUGGUAUAGUUUUCUAGGAGAUUUUAAACCCUUUUUACAUAUUCUAUUUAUUGCAGAGAUGUGAGCAGCUGCAAAUAAUUCUGAAAUAUCAUUCACCAGAUGCUCAGCAUAUCUUUUGAAGAUAUACCAAGUACCUCUAUAGUAUUUUCUAGUUACAUGUACAUAUUGAUAAUGUGUACAGUACAAUAAUUGACAAAAUGUAAAUAAAUAUGAAACAUGAUACAUGGUCAAAUAUUAUUGAGAAAACUAUUUUGUUUGGCGGUGAUGGUAAACUGAAAUUUCAGUUGUAUCGUCCCCAGCACAUGGUGUGGAUUAGUAACCUGAAAAGUCUUUCACAUUAUUUUUUAGUGGAGUUAAUGUAAUGUGCAUUGGAAAAUUGGUUACAUAGCUUACAGGUGGUUUCAACUGUCUAGAUUAUAUUGCUCAUUUGUGGAAUGUUUAGUUUGAAACCCAAUUUCAUGGUCAGCAUUUGCCAGUACAAUACCCUGUUUGCUUGUUAUAAACAUGUACAGUGAUUAUUGAUCUGAUGGCUGCAUUGAAACUAAUAGUAAGUGAAACAUAGGUUUUUGGUUGUACUUAUUGUGCAAGUAUGAUUCGGUAUAUUUUGCUGGAAGUGUUAAACUAAAACAGAUCUCAAACUGUGGUUAAAACCAUUCAUAGAGGGCUGAAACUCAAGAUUCGUUAUUUUGGAAUUGUACUGAAUAAUUGCAUAAUAUUUAACUUUGCUAUGUGUUCGUUGAAAUUAUGUUAUUUGUUGACAGAUUGUAAUAUAAACAUGUAUUCUUUUUUGUUAUGGAGCUUACAAUGAGAUUUUUGCCUAGUUAAUGAAUUCUUGUAAAAACAAACAUUUCUUGGACAUAGUUCACGGAGAUAAGGCAGAAGUUUCUGAAAGCAAAUAUUUUAUUCUAUGUUUUAUGAACUUCAGAAGUUACAAGGAUAGAAUACAAUGCAGAACACAGGGUCAGUGGACACAACCAACUGAAGAAAUGAAUAAAAUAUUGCUAGAGAGAUGGCAGCUACUGUAUUUGAUUGAAUAGCUACAGCAAAUAAAAAUAGAUAGGGAUUUUGUGUGUGUGUGUGUGUGUGUGUGUGUGUGUGUGUGUGUGUGUGUGUG
Messenger RNA from Schistocerca nitens (vagrant locust), 7165 nucleotides. It is a transcript of the gene Ubr1, whose product is annotated as E3 ubiquitin-protein ligase UBR2. Gene Ontology annotation, molecular function: zinc ion binding; ubiquitin protein ligase activity. Lineage: Eukaryota; Metazoa; Arthropoda; Insecta; Orthoptera; Acrididae. The record is from RefSeq and is a predicted model, not a curated record. Bases 154 to 5520 code for a protein of 1788 amino acids. Gene Ontology annotation, cellular component: ubiquitin ligase complex; cytoplasm. The transcript has 2 exons. Gene Ontology annotation, biological process: protein ubiquitination; ubiquitin-dependent protein catabolic process via the N-end rule pathway.